Chelmon rostratus (copperband butterflyfish) is the source of this 2053-nucleotide messenger RNA. RefSeq names its product atypical chemokine receptor 3b (gene ackr3b). Gene Ontology annotation, biological process: G protein-coupled receptor signaling pathway; chemotaxis; vasculogenesis. Lineage: Eukaryota; Metazoa; Chordata; Actinopteri; Chaetodontiformes; Chaetodontidae. The transcript is spliced from 2 exons. Gene Ontology annotation, cellular component: membrane. Gene Ontology annotation, molecular function: G protein-coupled receptor activity; coreceptor activity; chemokine binding. The record is from RefSeq and is a predicted model, not a curated record. The coding region runs from base 110 to 1213 and encodes 367 amino acids.
UGGAGAAACUGGACUUAAACCCGCUUCAGGACCUGGAUUUAACCGAGAGGAUUCUGCUCAGCUUCAUAGCUUUAUCCUGCUCGACCUGCGUGGAGCUGACCUCGCCAUCAUGAGUCUGAGCACCAACGACCUCACCGAGCUCAUGGAGCUGUGGGAGGAGCUAAACCUGACCGCCGCCGACCACUACAACCUGUCCCACGUGGAGACGCUGCUGUGUUCAGGCACCGUCAGCCACGCCGCCCUCCUUCACGCUCUCUCCGUCCUCUAUGUCUUCAUCUUCCUGAUCGGCCUCGCUGCCAACGCCCCGGUGGUGUGGAUCAAUUUGCGCUCCGACAGGAAGCGCUACGAGACGCACCUGUACAUCCUGAACCUGGCCGUGGCCGACCUGUGCGUCGUGGCCACGCUGCCGGUGUGGGUGACCUCGCUGCUGCGGGGGGGUCGCUGGCCUUUCGGAGAGGCCGUCUGUAAACUCACACACCUGAUCUUCAGCGUCAACCUCUUCAGCAGCAUCUUCUUCCUCACCUGCAUGAGCGUGGACCGCUACCUGUCUGUCACAGUGUUCACCGAUGCGCCCGACAGCCACGGGAAGAAGGUGGUACGGCGGCUGAUCUGCAUCCUGGUCUGGCUGCUGGCGUUGGCGGCGUCCGCCCCCGACACCUACUUCCUGCAAGCGGUGAAGUCAUCGCACCACGACGGUGUCUGUCGGCCGGUGUACCCGACCGGCAACCCUCGCGAGUGGAUGGCAGGUGUCCAGCUGAGCUUCAUCGUACUCGGCUUCGCUAUCCCUUUCCCCGUCAUCGCGGUCUUCUACCUCCUCCUGGCGACGGCGAUCCCUUCCAGCUCAGACCAGGAGCGCCGCAUCAGCCGCCGGCUCAUCCUCACCUACAUCGUGGUCUUCCUGGUGUGCUGGCUGCCGUUCCACGCCGUUCUUCUGCUCGACACGCUGUCCCUGCUCGGCCUCCUUCCCUUCAGCUGCCGGCUGGAGAACUUCCUGGACGUGGCGCUGCACCUGACGCAGUGCUUCUCGUUGGUCCACUGCUGUGUCAACCCCGUCCUCUACAACUUCCUCAACAGGAACUACCGCUACGACCUCAUGAAGGCCUUUAUCUUCAAGUACUCCACCAAGACUGGGCUCGCCAGACUCAUCGACGGCUCGCACGCCUCCGAGACCGAGUACUCCGCAGUGACGGUGGACGGCGGCGUCCCGAUGUGAACUCGCAGUACUUGGGAAUACAGGAAGUACCGCUGACCCCCGGGCUGUGGUGGGAACUGACUCUGAACACUGCUUAUUACUUACAAACACGUCUUCUACUUGUUCCUGGUCGCGGUGAUCGUUUCCACCCUGAUGGUGUGGGCUGAGGCGAUGGACAGUCGUCUCAUCAUCCUCACCUUCAUCGCAGUCUUCCUGGUGUUUAAUCCGCUGGUUGAUAAACAGGAGAUUCAGGUCUGGACGUCCUUGGGUCCCUUUCAGACUGGUUUGUCUUCAUUAGGUCUUGUGUGUCCCAGUGGGGACUGGGACACUGAUUAGCAUGUUUGGACAUUUGAGUUUAAAGUCUCUGGACUCAUGAAGACCUUCAACUGUCCCAGACGAGUCCCAGACCAGAACAGUCUGGGCAAGUCUGAGUACAUUUACUCAAGUACAGUUUGAAAGUACUUGUACUGUCUCCAUAUUAUACUUUUCCUCCACUACAUCUCAGAGGGACGUGGUACUUUUACUUCACGAUGUUUAUAUGUGGUGGAACAGAACUGGCUUCACACUGACACGAUGACCUGACAGUCAGAACUGAGGGCAGAAAGAAGCCCUUCAGUGAUUGAUCCUGUAAAACACAGCUGCUCAUCUUCAUCACCACCGCAGAAGAAGACUUCAGUGUUUCUACUGAACAAACAGCUGAAAUCAAACCUGUAAAUAGAUUGUAAGCCUCACUCUAUAUUCUGUGAAUAUAUUUACUGCUGUUUUCAUGUUUCAUGUGUGGAAAACUUCAUGUUUGUGACUUUUCUGUUACUUUGUUUCAGUUUCUCAGUUUUUUCCAACAGAAAACUUUUAGUGUCAAAU